GUUUUAAAUAAGCAGCGCCUUCAGGAUUUAGUAAGAGAAGUAGAUCCAAAUGUGCAGCCUGAUGAAGAUGUUGAAGAUUUGUUAUUGCAGUUAGCAGAAGAAUUUAUAGAUGAUGUUGUGGUCACAUCAUGUCUGUUAGCUAAGCAUCGGAAGUCAAACAUAUUAGAAGUAAAAGAUGUGCAGUUAAGUCUUGAAAAAAACUGGAAUAUGUGUGUACCUGGUUUUGGAUGUGAAGAAUGGAGGCCAUAUAAAAAGUCAGCAACUACUGAAGCUCAUAAACAGAGAAUGGCACUAAUUAGGAAAACUAUGAAGAAAUAAUCACCGCUGUGCUUGUUACAAAAUACUCCAAAAUAAUCGUCCUUUAUUUUAAAAAAAGAUUUACUGUAUAUACUUGUUUGCAAAUAAAAUGUAUAGUUAUUAAAAUAUAA
Molecule: messenger RNA, 428 nt
Organism: Stegodyphus dumicola
Lineage: Eukaryota; Metazoa; Arthropoda; Arachnida; Araneae; Eresidae
Product: transcription initiation factor TFIID subunit 12-like
Biological process (GO): RNA polymerase II preinitiation complex assembly; DNA-templated transcription initiation
Cellular component (GO): transcription factor TFIID complex; SAGA complex
Molecular function (GO): DNA binding; protein heterodimerization activity; TBP-class protein binding
Source: RefSeq, a predicted model, not a curated record